Messenger RNA from Lingula anatina, 2560 nucleotides. RefSeq names its product U4/U6 small nuclear ribonucleoprotein Prp3. Lineage: Eukaryota; Metazoa; Brachiopoda; Lingulata; Lingulida; Lingulidae. Gene Ontology annotation, cellular component: U4/U6 x U5 tri-snRNP complex. The record is from RefSeq and is a predicted model, not a curated record. Gene Ontology annotation, biological process: mRNA splicing, via spliceosome.
UACACACGGUACAGGCAAGAGUAGGCAAGAGUACAGGCAAGUCGACCAAUCGGAAUGCUGUAUUUGCUGUCGGCCAUAUUGAACGUGUAGUGUGCGAAUCCGAAUAUGUGAAGUGUAUAUUCUCUCUUUUUACCUAGUGAAAAGUUCAGCCUAGAGUGAAGCAAGAAAAGCAGUGAUAAUGUCUCUGUCACGACGUGAACUAGAAGAGCUUAAGCCAGUGAUUGAUAAGACUGUACAGAAGUUCCUUGGAUUCAGUGAACCCUCUCUUGUCACAGCGUCUUUAAAUGUUAUUGAUAAAGGCUAUGAUGAAAGGAAAGCAAUCAGUAAGCUGUCUCAAAUAUUAGAUGACUCCCAAGCAGAGAGGUUUGUUGGCAAACUAUUUUCAGCAUAUGAUGAUCACAGGAGUUCAGGCAGGCACUCCAAGAGCAGGAAGAGAAAGGAAGACAAAUAUGAAGAUGAAAAAGACAGUAAGAAAGCCAAAAAAUUUCAGGAAGAGGUUGUUUCUGUCCCAGAACCUGGACAACCUAGUCCUGGCCAGCUGGCUCAUGAUAAGAUCAAGGAGCUUAUGGCCAAUGCGCAGAAGGCAAUCCAGGAAAGAAAGGCACAGUUAGGAGCAGUUAUCCCACCUGCGUCCUCGGGGUCUCUGUCUCAGGUGCCCCAGAUGCCCCAGGGGUUCAUGGAGGAUGCUGUGGAGAAGGCCAAGAGAGCUGCUGAGCUGCAGGCCAGGAUCCAGUCACAGAUGAUGACAUCUGGACUCGCCACUACCAUGCUGGGACUGCAGCAGCAACAGCAACAGAAGGUCAUGUCAUCCUCAAAGCCUGCUCCAGUGAUCUUGGAUGCAGAGGGCAGGAUAAUAGACGAGGCUACAGGACAGGCUAUCCAGCUCACUCAGUAUACACCCACACUCAAGGCAAAUAUCCGUGCCAAGAGGCGGGAGCAGUUCAAGAUAGUACAAGAAAAGCCACCAGAAGAAAUAAGUGAAUCCAAGUUCUUUGAUGAGAGAGUAGGUGGCAAAGGUCCCUUGAGACAGAGACGAGGGUUCAAGUUUCAUGAACCAGGAAAGUUUGAACAAAUUGCUGGCAGGAUGAGAACUAAGGCCCAACUAGAAAAACUCCAAAGUGAGAUUGCUCAAGCAGCAAAAAAGACUGGGAUAGCCUCAGCAGCCAAACUAGCAACCAUCCAGCCCAAGAAGGAAUACAGAGAUGAUGAGAUUCCAGAAGUUGAAUGGUGGGACUCGGUGAUACUGAGAGGGGAAAGAUAUGACUGCCUUGAUGAAGAAACUCCAAUAUCAGAAGAUGGACAGCAAGAAGAGAAAAUAAUUGGUGUAACACAUUUGGUGGAACAUCCCAUACAGAUGAAACCACCAGCUGAACCUGAAAAAGAAGUAGUGAUACCUGUAUAUUUAACAAAGAAGGAAAGAAAGAAAUUAAGGAGGCAGAACAGAGGAGAAGCCCAGAAAGAACUAACAGAGAAGAUCAGAUUAGGUUUAUUACCCCCACCAGAGCCUAAAGUAAGAAUGGCUAACCUUAUGAGGGUUCUGGGAACUGAAGCGGUACAGGACCCAACCAAAGUGGAAGCACAUGUUAGGGCACAGAUGGCAAAGAGGCAGAAAGUUCAUGAAGAAACAAAUGCAGCCAGAAAGUUGACAGAGGAACAGAGGAGAGAGAAAAAAAUGAAAAAAUUAAAAGAAGAUACAUCAUUAGGGGUCCACAUUGCUUUAUAUAGGGUUAACAAUCUUAACAACCCAGCAAAGAAGUUUAAAAUAGAAGCCAACUGUAAACAACUCUUCAUGACUGGUAUAGUAGUCCUGUACAGAGAUUGCAAUGUGGUUGUUGUGGAAGGAGGCCCUAAACAACAGAAAAAGUUCAAGAGAUUAAUGCUUCGCAGGAUUAAAUGGAAUGAAGAUAAUAAGGCAUCUAAAGAUGAUGAUAAAGACAAUGAUGAGAAGACGGAGAACAAGUGUGUUUUAGUUUGGGAGGGCACAGCAAUGAACAGAUCAUUUGGCGAUAUCAAAUUCAAGGCAUGUCCAACAGAGUCAUUUGCUAGAGAACAGUUCAAAAAGACUGGAGUUGAACAGUACUGGGACUUGGCUUACAGUGGGGCUGUCUUAGAGGCUGCGGGAGAGGACUCCUAGUUUAAAAACGAGAGUUUUGAGAUCGGUCAAAUGUACUUCCAGUUGUGCACAGCUAACUGGAUAGCUUUAGCUAGCAUUGCUGAAGAUUUUAUUCAGCUGAGAGAUUGUCAGUUUCAGAUAAAACAUGCCACUACAGCUGUAAAGAUUGAUGUGAAAAGGCUUAAAUCACCCUUGACAUGGUCAGAGGGAAAAAAUCGAUGUUAGGGAAUAAGACAUAAGUAGUUGGCAAAAUUAUAAAAGAGCCACAGAGAUCAUUUAGUAUCCUUAGCAUUGCACCCAAAUAUUUGUUACUACAGCUGAUGUCUUAGAAGGUAACUGUAACCAUGCUAGAUGUCAAAAGAUGGGUGGUUAACUGAUGAAUUGUGCAUGGAAAAAGUUCUUAUGCAAGAAAAUGAAUUAAACGUGUGGAAAUGCUGGUACUUCUCA